GACCCAAUCAUCAUCAUCAGACUCCACAGUCCAGUAUUUAACCUUCAAGCGUCUCUCUCUUUCCACACAAUCCUCCCUCGCCGCUUCGCCUCCCGUUUCCGAACCCUCAUCUCAGCCACCGCCUCCCGGUGGUCAUUCUCCGAUCGCCUAUCAACCCUACCUCUCCUCCCUAUGGCGUCGCCCACUGCAGUUUCGGACAACACCGACGGACCUGUCCUCAGUGUCGUCAACAAGCGCCUUCGCGCUCUCCGCAAGAAAUACAGCCGCAUCAUCCAGAUGGAAGAUUCCGUCUCCCAAGGCAAGCUCCUCAACUCCGAACAACAAGAAGUCCUCCGUUCCAAGCCCGCUGUUUCCGCCCUCAUCGACGAACUCGAGAAGCUUCGGAGCCCACUUUCCGGGGCUGUCCAGGAGGAAAUCAGCCUCUCCAUCAACCGUCACAGCCACCAGCAGGCCGCCUCCAAUGACGAUGCUGUCGUCAAUGAAAAUCGUCAUGGGUCUGAAAAUCAGGAGCGAGAGAAGAGUUAUGACGGUGAUUCUGUGGUGGGAGAUCUACUCCAUCUUCUCUACUUUGGGUCCUUGUUUGACGUGAAGUCUCAGGGCGAUUUCACGUCUACUAUGUUGACUAGGACACACGAGAGAGGAUGUUGUUUGACUUAUGACUAUGUUACAGAUGACGCCACGGAUCUGCUUGGGGAGAGCGAUUUGGACUUGAUUUCCAAGGUUGGUAGCUUGAUGAUUUCUCGGCCAUUGGACUCGGGUCUCUCCCACAAGAACGCCUUGCAGCGAUGUAUCCAGCACGCCAAGCUUUGGCUAGCAAAUUCCGACAGCCCGAUUGAGCCCAAAGAUAACGACACUUAUUCCGGUUUGAGGGAAAAGCUGAAGAAGAUAAUGGCCUCAGAUUACUUCACUACUACCCCUGAGAUGAAAGCAGUAGAAGUAGCUGCUGCUGCAGGGAAUUAUGCAUCUUUCCAUGUUCCUGUUCACGGGUCCUUGGUACCCAACUCUGUGCCAGUCCAGGUGGAAGUAUCAAUUGCUCAAAGUCAACAGAAGGAUGAAUACCCUGCAAAUUUUCAUGGUCAUGAAGUGGGUGACGAUCAAUCUAUUCCGGCUGAGGAAUAUCAGAAGGAUGAGCCAGAGAAUGAAAGUCUUAAAGAGGUUGCUUUUCAAGACAUACCAGAAGCAGAAUUGGAGCAAAGUCAAAGAGAAAUAGAACCUAAGGAGCAGCGGUACAAUCCCCGAGGGAACUAUCAAAAUCAAAGAGGUGGCCGUGGUAGUGGGAUGGGUGGACGUAGGGGUUAUUCCAACGGCCGUGGAGGUCGUGGUGGCAGGGGAGUUGGAGGCUAUCAGAAUGGUCGAAACCAGUUUUAUGAUCAACCUGGAAACUAUUAUCCGAGAAACUACUAUAACAAUAGGGGAAGAGGCAGCAGCAGGGGUGGUGGGAACCCUUACAACAACAAUGGCUCUGCAGCUCAUGCAGGUCACAACACCAAUCCCACUGAUGUCGGAGUUGCUUCCUGAUGUCAUAUUUUGUUAGGGGGGUCUUGUUGGGUGUCGUGUUAUCAGCUCCCUUGGUGGGUGAUGUAGUUCCUUCCUUGCAUUCCAUGAACCAUUUUUUGAGUUGAGGAUUGUUGUGGGUGAGUGCAUCAUCAUUAUUCAGGACACCCUCUUUUUUGUAGUUCAGAUGCUUGAUGUCUUUAAUUAAAAGCUCGGAAAUGGGAAGAAGAAAAAAGCUUAGAUACA
Messenger RNA from Tripterygium wilfordii, 1740 nucleotides. RefSeq lists its product as uncharacterized. The transcript is spliced from 4 exons. The coding region runs from base 172 to 1518 and encodes 448 amino acids. The record is from RefSeq and is a predicted model, not a curated record. Lineage: Eukaryota; Viridiplantae; Streptophyta; Magnoliopsida; Celastrales; Celastraceae.